Molecule: messenger RNA, 300 nt
Organism: Ostertagia ostertagi
Lineage: Eukaryota; Metazoa; Nematoda; Chromadorea; Rhabditida; Trichostrongylidae
Source: the annotation of a GenBank genome assembly
AUGAGUGAACACUGGCAGGUUGACUCACUAGAAGGUUCGAAGAAAGGAGGCCAGAGUGGCAGUUCUAGCAUAUCAAAUUCUAACGACAAGAUGGCAUGCGUCAAACCUGAUGAUGAGAAGAGGAAAGCAAUGAUGGAGAAAAAAGGAAGUGCAUCAGAGUUGCUCGUGAAAAUGCGCAGUCGCUUCCAGCAUCGAGCCACUGAGCCAGUCUUUCAUACACUUGCUACAAAGGCACCGGAGGUCAGGUACGUUGUUUGCGUCGAGCUAAAAAAAAGUGAUGCAAAAGAGAACCUCAGAUAA